Messenger RNA from Photinus pyralis (common eastern firefly), 3220 nucleotides. RefSeq names its product mitogen-activated protein kinase kinase kinase kinase 5 (gene hppy). The record is from RefSeq and is a predicted model, not a curated record. Bases 133 to 2922 code for a protein of 929 amino acids. Gene Ontology annotation, biological process: protein phosphorylation. Gene Ontology annotation, molecular function: ATP binding; MAP kinase kinase kinase kinase activity. NCBI's taxonomy places the organism in Eukaryota, Metazoa, Arthropoda, Insecta, Coleoptera, Lampyridae. The transcript has 18 exons.
GCCACUAAUAAAAAAAUUAAAAUGGCGGAUUGAAAGAUCGUCUGUCAAAUUCACGUAAACAUUAAAUUAGUUUUAUUUAAAUUAAAUUCCACUAAUUACGAUGUAAUUUAUUAACGUAAUUAUUUGUAAACGAUGGCACAAGGUGUUCUCAGCUCCGAUAUUUCGAGGAGGAAUCCUCAAGACGAAUACGAGCUGAUACAAAGAAUUGGGAGUGGAACUUAUGGUGAUGUAUACAAGGCGAAACGAUUGUCCACCAACGACCUGGCAGCGAUUAAGGUGAUUAAAUUGGAGCCGGGCGACGAUUUCGGCACGAUACAGCAGGAAAUUCUAAUGAUGAAAGACUGUCGGCAUUCUAACAUAAUCGCUUAUUACGGAAGCUAUUUACGAAGGGACAAGCUGUGGAUUUGCAUGGAGUACUGUGGCGGGGGAUCUUUGCAGGAUAUCUAUCAUAUUACCGGUCCGCUGACUGAGCUGCAGAUCGCGUACAUGUGUCGCGAGACGCUGAUGGGGCUGAUGUACCUGCACACGAUGGGAAAGAUGCACCGGGACAUCAAAGGCGCGAACAUUCUACUCACGGAGACGGGGGACGUGAAAUUGGCCGAUUUCGGCGUGUCGGCCCAGAUCACCGCAACGAUCAAUAAACGAAAAUCGUUCAUCGGCACUCCCUACUGGAUGGCGCCCGAAGUGGCGGCCGUCGAGAGAAAGGGCGGCUAUAAUCAGCUGUGCGACAUAUGGGCGAUCGGGAUUACCGCGAUCGAGCUGGCUGAACUCCAACCGCCCAUGUUCGACCUGCAUCCGAUGCGCGCCCUGUUUUUAAUGUCGAAGAGCGGUUUUAAGCCGCCGACGCUGAAGGACAAGGACAAGUGGAGUCCGACGUUUCACAAUUUCGUUAAGGUCGCGCUUACGAAGAAUCCGAAGAAGCGGCCCACCGCUGAGAAAUUGUUACAGCACGCGUUUUUCCAAGGAGACAUGCAUCGUCGUCUCGUGCUCGAACUGUUACAGAAAGUGAGCAAUCCCUCGCACAUGUUUACGGAUUUGGAGCCGGACGAGGACGGGUCGGUUCCGAAUGUACCGCAGCGUAUCGCGUCACGACUGACCUCCCGUCCGAAAAUGCGACAUGUCACGCAUUCAUCGGACGAUAUUGAAAGUAUCGACGAAGCGAAUAAUACUCUGCAGAGGGCGGUAGGUCCCUCCAACGAUGGCGUUGGUGACCAGUCGAAGGUCUGGGACAUAAUGGACAUUAUGAACAACGUGACGACCGUUCACAAUUGCGCCGAGCACAAGAAUCAAAAGUGCGGGAUCGGCAACGCUUUCGACUCGUUAAAUCGAGAAAAUUCGGAAAGGCGUGCCAUGACGGGGACGCAAAUUUUGAAAAUGUCGCUAAGGAGUCUGUUGCAGUACAUAGACGAAGAGUUAUUGUUGAGGGGAGCUUACAAAUACCAACCUUCGGACUCCUACACGCAGCAGGCGACGCUACCGGUCCAGGACGUCGAGUCGAACAUACGCACGACGUGCGACGUACAUACCAUUCCGUCUAGCCCCACGAAUAGUGAUAGCGCCAUAAAUGGAUCUCCGCGAAGGCACUCGUCCGUCGACGAGAUAUUUGGACUAGUCAAUUCGAUGAACAUCGCCGGACAGCGGCAGCGAUCUCUUAGCGAUAGCGGACGAAACGGGAGGAAUUUGAAUGGAACCGACGAGAGCAGUAAUCAUGACAGUAGCGCCCCCGAUUUGGUCGCCUGUCCGCCGGUUCCGCCGAUGAGGAAGCAUCGUAGGCGGCAUACGCCACCGAGACCGCCUAGCAACGGUCUGCCGCCCACGCCUAAAGUACACAUGGGGGCUUGUUUUUCAAAGGUAUUUAACGGUUGUCCACUACGGAUUCAUUGUACCGCAUCAUGGAUUCAUCCGGACACCAGAGAUCAGCACAUACUGCUCGGAGCGGAGGAGGGAAUUUACAAUUUAAAUCUAAACGAACUGCACGAAACGUGCAUAGAUCAAUUGUACAACAGACGAACGGUUUGGAUGUAUGUCAUUAAGGAUGUACUUAUGACGCUUACGGGUAAAACGCCACACCUUUACAGACACGACCUUUUAGCAUUACAAAAUAAACAAUCUCACAGGUUUAGCUUGCACAUGAACAGAAUACCCGAACGGUUCGUACCGCGCAAAUUCGCACUGACUACACGUGUACCUGACACUCGAGGGACGAUACGCUGUUGCGUAUCGAGGAAUCCCUACAACGGUUAUAAGUAUUUAUGUGGCGCCACGCCCACCGGCAUCUACCUAAUGCAGUGGUACGACCCCCUCAACAAGUUCAUGCUACUCAAGCACGUCGAAUGCAGCCUGCCGAAUCCUCUGAACGUGUUCGAGAUGAUAAUCACGCCCGAGCUCGAGUACCCCGUCGUCUGCGUCUCCGUCAAGCAGGCCUAUCAGCCGAACAGGUACAAGCUCGACUUAAUCAACAUGAAUUCGGGCUCCAGCUGGUUUCACUCCGACGAGCUGCAGGACAUGGACGGCACGGCGACGGUGAUACCGAAACGGGAAAAUCUGAACGUCGUCGACGUCACGCAGCUGGAGAAGGACGCGAUUUUGAUUUGCUACGACAAUCUGGUUAAGAUCGUGACGCCGCAGGGGCGCGUUCGGAACGCGAAGAAGCAAAUUUCGGAGCUGAAGUUCGAUUUUAGAAUUGAGAGUAUCGUAUGUCUACCCGACAGUGUGCUUGCCUUCCACAAGCACGGCGUGCUGGGCCGUUCGUUUAAGAACGGCGACAUCACGCAGGACGUGAUCGACCAGUCGAGGACUUACAAGCUGCUGGGAUCGGAUAAGGUGCUCGUGCUGGAGAGCAACCUGGUGCAUUCCGGCACGCUGACCGCCGAGGAGGGGCACGACUUGUACAUUUUAGCGGGACACGAAGCUAGUUACUGAGCGCGCGAACGAAUCAAAACGCUCGGAAUCAAAUUCCUUGUAGAAAGUUAGGUUAAGGUAACUUAUUUUAGUGGGUAAGUUUACUGUAACACCACGAAUACAGAGAUCGAGUCUACAAUAUGUGCAAAUAUACCUCAUCAAAAAAAAAGUAUGUAUAGAUAGGAGCUAGCGAAGAGAGAACAUCUAAUUAAAAAGUCGUAGUUGAAUAUUUUUUUUAAUAAUAAUGAAAUAUAAUCAAAAAUAUAUUGCUGUUAAUGAAGCACAGAAGAAUGUCUUGAUGAAGAAUAUUUUUUGUAAA